Messenger RNA from Amborella trichopoda, 965 nucleotides. RefSeq lists its product as uncharacterized. NCBI's taxonomy places the organism in Eukaryota, Viridiplantae, Streptophyta, Magnoliopsida, Amborellales, Amborellaceae. The record is from RefSeq and is a predicted model, not a curated record.
UUGCCAAAGUUUUCUCACCAUUAAAGCUCUCUCUCUCCAUCUCUCUGUAUAUAACUUGCUUUAACAAUUCAAGCCUCACUUUCUCUCUCUAAACCAUGACCCCCUCUCUUCACUCGACUUCUCGUCGCCCAAAACCCAGAAACCCACCCAACACAAACCACCACUCCCCUCCCUCUCUCUGCAAACACUCCGCGUCUGCAACUCUCCUCGACAUUCUAAUCCUCGUCCCUCUCCUAACCUCUCUUUUCUUUCUCAUUCCCCCUUGUUUUUCUUUCCUCAUCCAAAUCAUCUCUCUCUCACUGCCGUUCCUCACCAACAAUGCCCACCUCUACUACCCAUUUGCUUAUUCUCUCUCCUUUCUUUCUCUCCUCUUUGCUUUGCUGGGUCUCUCCCAAUUGUGCCACCGUCAUUCUCGAAAAUGCGGAAAACCCAAUUGCAGGGGACUCAAAAAAUCCAUGGGAUUUGAUUUACUGUUGCAGAGUGAAGAAAAAUUGAAGCUUUCUUCGAGGAUAGAUGAUUUGCCAUUGAAGGGUGGGGUUGAGCUUAGGGCUGAGUAUGAGUUUUUGCAAUUUGAGCUCAAGAAAAUGGCGCCUCCUAAUGGAAAAGCUGUGUUGCUUUUCAGGGCUCCUUGUGGUUGCCCUGUUUCGAAGUUGGAGGCUUUGGGACCAAAGGGAAGCCGAAGGUCAUGAACUCAUUGUUCUUAACCACACUUUGCAAUAAAACCACGCCAUGGUAUACUACCCAACAUGGUUCUAGUCAUGUUUUUUUGAUCCAUUAUAGCCAAUAUUUUUCAAUAAAACAAAACCAUAAUUACCUUAUUUUCCAUUUCUUCCAUAUCGCUCAGGAUAAUUGUUUAUGAGAUUGUUGUAAUCAUUAAUAUUGGUUGUGGUGAUGUGUUUUUCAUCAGAAAGUGAAGCAUUUAUUCUUAAAUAAUUUGUUCUAAGGUGAUCUUGAACUCCAAUAAU